Molecule: messenger RNA, 3492 nt
Organism: Carcharodon carcharias (great white shark)
Lineage: Eukaryota; Metazoa; Chordata; Chondrichthyes; Lamniformes; Lamnidae
Product: transcription factor MafK-like
Exons: 3
Coding region: 209-652 (147 amino acids)
Biological process (GO): regulation of transcription by RNA polymerase II
Cellular component (GO): nucleus
Molecular function (GO): DNA-binding transcription factor activity, RNA polymerase II-specific; RNA polymerase II cis-regulatory region sequence-specific DNA binding
Source: RefSeq, a predicted model, not a curated record
UUACACAGGAACAGGAGGAGGCCCAUUCAGCCCCUUCGAACCUUGGGUUCUCUAACACCGAGUGGUCCCUUCCCCGGCUCUGGCCAGCAGCAGUGCGAUUGGAGACUGGGAGCAGGAGGAGAUUGAGGCCUUGGACGGCGAUUCCCGAUUUAGUUUUGCAGGGUAACUGGCACCUGGCAACAUCUGGAGGAGACGCAGAGAGUCCGGAAUGAGCAACUUGCAGAAAUCCAAUCACAUCUACAAGGCCAAGAAGGAGACGGGGAUCAGGGCCCUCAGUGACCACGAGCUGAUCCAGUUGACGGUGCGGGACCUGAACCAGCAGCUGCGGGGCCUGUCCAAGGAGGAGGUGGCGCGGCUCAAGCAGCGGAGGCGCACGCUCAAGAACCGGGGCUACGCGGCCAGCUGCCGGGAGAAGCGGGUGUCCCAGCGGGAGGAGCUGGAGCACCAGCGGGUGGCCCUGGCCGCCGAGGUGGACGGCCUGGCCCGGGAGAACUCCAGCAUGAAGGGCGAGCUGGACUCGCUGAGGGCCCGCUACCUGGCGCUGCAGGCCUUUGCCCGCUCCAUGGGCCGUGGCACACUGGUGCCCACCCGCGUCGCCACCAGCGGCGUCAUCACCAUCGUCAAGCCGGAGGCCAAGAAGUCCGACGUGUGACACCACGCCCCCCCCCCACCCCCUCCGGGCUGCCUCCUCUGGGUGAGGAAGUUAUCCCUCGCGUCCCCCUCUCAUCCUCCCCCCCCCCCUUCCCAAGCACCGUAAACCCCGUGGCCCCCCUCGGUAACUCACCUCUCCGCUGAGCGGGGAAACAGGCCUUCCCUGUCUCCCCCCUCCGGAGCCCCUUGUCACUUAGUCCCGCCCGGUUAGGUCACCUCCUCUGUUGUCAGGCGAAACCCAAACUCCACCCCCCCCCUCCACCCCUCCCACCAAGCCCAUCCCCUCGUCCUCCUCACGGCUGCAAUUUUCAAGAUCUGGCAAUGUUCUUGUGAAUCCCCUCUGUACCUCUCUGUCCAGAGCGAUUUUGUCCUUCCUGUACAUAGCCACAAUUUUCAAAAUCUGGCAACGUUCUUGUGAAUCUCCUCUACUCUCUCUCUCGAGCGAUUUUGUCUUUCCUGUACAUAGCCGCAAUUUUCAAGAUCUGGCAAUGUUCUUGUGAAUCUCCUCUACUCUCUCUAGAGCGAUUUUGUCCUUCCUGUAAUGUGGCAACCACAACUGUACACAAAUUUCCAGCUGUGGCCUAACCCUCACCUUGCUCAGUUCCAGCAUCACAUCCCCCCCCACCCCGCUCUUGUAUUCAAUACCUCGCCCCGGUAAAGGAAAGCAUUCCUCGCGCUCUCUGUGCCACCGUUACCCACCAUCGGGGAACCUGUGGACAUGCACUCCAAGGUGUCUCACUUCCCUCUCCCCUUCCCAAAAGUCCUCCCAUUUAUUGAGUAUUCCCUUGCUUUGUUUGUCCUCCCCCGGCACUCUUCCGGACUGAAUUCCAUCGGCCGCUUUUCUACCAUUGAUUUCGUGCUGGAGUCGCGAGCUAAUCCUCUUCGGAGUCAUCUGCAAGUUUCUCAAUCGUGCCUCCCACCUUGGUGUCCAAACUGUUAAUAUAUACAACAAACAGCAAGGGGCCCCAACACUCAGUCCCGUGGAACGCCAGUGGAAACCGUUUUCCAUUCGCAAAAAAAAAAAAAUCCAUCAAAAAAAGACCAUCCCUUUGUUUCCUGUCCCCGGGGUAGUUAUGUAUCCAGCUCGCCACCUUCCCCUGUAUCCCAUGAGCGCUCACUUUCCUGAAUAGUCUGCUGUGUGGAACUUUUGUCAAACGCCUUGCUAAAAUCCAUGCGGACCACAUCCACUGCACUACCCUCAUCAAUCCUCCUCGUCAGUCCCUCAAAAUAUUUGAUUCGAUUAGCGAGACCCAACGUUCCCCUAACAAAGCCAGGCUGACUGUCGCUCAUCAAUCCGAGCUUUUCUAAGUGACAGUUUAUCCUGUGUCUCAGAAUUGAUUCGAAACAAUUUGCACCCCCCACCCCCCCCACCGAAGUCAAGACUGAUUGGCCGAUAAUUUGCUGGCCCAUCCCUCACACCCUUUUUAAACCGUGGCACAACGCUGACAGAUCCUCCAAUCCUCUGCGACCUGUCCUGUAUCGAGUGACGAUCUGGAAAACGAUCCUCAGAGCAUCUGCUAUUUCCUCCCCAGCUUCCUCCAAGGGCCUGGGACACAACCUCAUCCGGCCCUGGCGAUUUAUCCACCUUCGAGGAUGCCAGUCCCCCCUGUACUUCCUCUCUCUCGCUAUGCUUAUUGUAUCUAAUACUCCACAAACCUCCUCUUUUGAACUGCAAUGUCCGCAUCACCCCUCUCUUUUGUGAGGACAGAGACAAAGUACUCAUUGAGAACCCUGUCCACAUCAAUGCACAAGUUACCAUGUACAUCUCGGAUAGGCCCCAACCUUUCCUUACCCUCUUGCUCUUAAUGUACUGGUAAAACAUCUUUGGGUUUGGUUUUAGCUGCCAAUAUUUUUUAAUAUCCUCUCUUUGCCUUCCUAAUUUCCCUUUUUGCUUCACCCCUGGACUUUCUAUACUCCUCGAGGCUUUCUACAGUAGGUAUUUUUGUGACUGACAUACACUCUUUCUUUCUCUGCUUCAUCUUACCCUGUACACUUCUGGAUGACCGGGGCUCUAAAUCGACAGCACCCGCUGUGGGGACAUAUCCACGCUGCGCCUGCAGAAUCUCGCUUUUGAAUGUCUCGCAGAACGGUCCCUCGAGCCUGCUCCGGCAUUCAAAAAGAUCGUGGGCUGAUCUGAAUGCAACAACCACCCCGCACCACCAACCCCCCCAACCAAACAUUCCUGCCUCCCCACCCCCGAUAACCUUUCACUCCCUCUUUGAUCAAGAAUCUAUCUCGCUCUUGCCUUCGAAACAUUCGAAGUCUCGGCUUCCACCGCCUUUCGAGGGAGAGAGUUCCAAAGGCUCAAGACCCUCAAAGAUAAAAGUUCUCCCCUGUUUUAAAAUGAGCGACCCUUAUUUUUAAACAGUGGCCCCCCCCAGUUCUAGAUUGUCCCACAAGAGGAAACACCCUCUCCACAUCCAUCCCGUCAAGUCCCCUCAGGAUCUUAAAAGGUUUCAAUUAAGUCAUCUCUUACUUUUCUAACCUCCAGUGGGUACAAGCCUAAAUAUCCAGCCUUUCCUCCCAAGACAACCUGCCCAUUCCUGGUGUUAAUCUGGUGUGUCUUCUCUGGACUGUGUCCAACGCAUUUACACCCUCCCUGAAAUAAGGAGACCAAUGCUGUACACAGUGGUCCAGAUGUGGUCCCACAAGGGCCCUGUACAACUGAAGCAUAACCUCCCUGCUUUUGUAUUCAAUCUUGAACUGAGGAAACUGUUUCAGCUCCAGAUUUGUCCUGGGGGCGUUUGUUCUUCGACAGGUCCUGCGAUCACUUGCUCGUGAAUUGCGUUUGUUCAGGAGCUUUGAAGUUGUUCACCAAAUAUACUCAGAGAUCAUAAAGUC